AUGAAGAUCUCUGGAAGUAGCACUGCUGCGCUGGCUCUCGCGGGCACGAAGGUAGCAUCCGCUCAGAACCUGUCUUAUGGAGCCGACAACUUCUACCGCAGCGACAUCGUGACGGUGCAGCCUAUCACCUUCCCAACCCAGAACCAGUUCACCGUCGCUGGGAACCUCUUCAUCCGCAACAACGCCAGCCGUCCACUCUCUGCCCCAGCCAUCGUCGUCGGCCACCCCAUGGGCGCAACCAAAGAGCAGAGCGCCAACCUCUACGCCACAAAGCUCGCCGAGCAAGGUUUCGUCGCCAUCUCCAUUGAUGUCUCUUUCUGGGGCGGCAGCGAAGGCGAGCCACGCAACGCCGUCUCUCCAGACCUCUACUCAGAGGCCUUCAGCGCAGCAGUCGAUUACCUCGGCCUCCAAGACUUCGUUGACCGUGAACGUAUCGGUGGUCUGGGCAUCUGCGGUAGCGGCAGCUUCGUCAUCAGCGCUGCCAAGAUUGACCCCCGCCUCAAGGCCAUCGCGACUUCUAGCAUGUACGACAUGGGCUCUGCCGCCCGCAACGGUUUACGCCACGCAGUGAGCCUCGAGCAGCGCAAGGAGAUCAUUGCUGCAGCUGCGGCGCAGCGCUGGGUUGAGGCGGCUGGAGGCGAAACUGAGUACACUGGCGGAACCCCCCACGUGCUGACCAACGCGUCGACGGCGGUUGAUCGUGAGUUCUACGACUUUUAUCGUACCCAGCGCGGCGAAUUUACUCCAGAGGACACGACAGCGAACCUCACUACCCACCCUACUCUUUCCAGCAACACCAAGUUUAUGAACUUUUACCCAUUCAACGACAUCGAGACGAUUUCGCCGCGCCCGUUGUUGUUUGUCUCGGGCGACCAGGCUCACUCCCGCGAGUUCAGUGAGGAUGCCUACGCACGUGCUGCUGAGCCGAAGGAGCUCGUUUGGGUUCCUGGUGCGGGACAUGUUGAUCUCUACGAUCGUGUGGAGCUUAUCCCCUUCGAUAAGCUCACCCAGUUCUUCCAGAAGAACCUGGCUGCCAACGCAACGAGCUUGAGGGCGCAAUAG
This is a messenger RNA of Colletotrichum paranaense, 1062 nucleotides long. RefSeq lists its product as uncharacterized. The record is from RefSeq and is a predicted model, not a curated record. Lineage: Eukaryota; Fungi; Ascomycota; Sordariomycetes; Glomerellales; Glomerellaceae. The coding region runs from base 1 to 1062 and encodes 353 amino acids. The transcript has a single exon.